UUGACACUUGUCACAAGACAAUUGUCAGCUGACCCUGUACAUUUUAGAGAUUUUCUUUCGUACGCAGCCAAAUUUUUUGCGUGUAAAAGAAAAAAAGGAACUUUUUCAAGCAAAAAAGAAAAUUUUUAAAGGAAAUUUCUAAAAAACAACUUAAAGAAAAUGUCGGGCAAGGAUAGAUUACCAAUUUUCCCCUCCAGAGGUGCUCAAAUGUUAAUGAAGGGUCGUCUGGCUGGUGCCCAAAAAGGUCAUGGUUUGCUCAAGAAGAAAGCUGAUGCCUUGCAAAUGCGUUUCCGUAUGAUUUUGGGUAAAAUUAUUGAGACCAAAACUCUUAUGGGCGAAAUUAUGAAAGAGGCUGCCUUUUCCUUGGCUGAAGCUAAAUUCACAACUGGCGAUUUCAAUCAAGUUGUUUUGCAAAAUGUCACCAAGGCUCAAAUUAAGAUUCGCACCAAGAAAGAUAACGUAGCUGGUGUUACCCUGCCUGUGUUCGAAUCGUAUCAGGAUGGUUCUGAUACCUAUGAAUUGGCCGGUUUGGCUCGUGGUGGUCAACAAUUGGCUAAAUUGAAGAAGAAUUACCAAAGUGCCGUCAAGCUCUUGGUAGAAUUGGCUUCUUUGCAGACUUCCUUUGUUACCUUAGAUGAGGUCAUUAAGAUUACCAACAGAAGAGUCAACGCCAUUGAACACGUUAUCAUUCCCCGUAUUGAUCGUACUUUGGCUUACAUUAUCUCCGAAUUGGAUGAAUUGGAACGUGAGGAAUUCUAUCGUCUAAAGAAAAUCCAAGAUAAGAAACGUGAAGCUCGUCAAAAGUCCGAAGCCAAGAAGGCUGAACUUUUGAAACAAGGCAUUGAUGUACGUGAGGUUUCCAACAUUUUGGAUGAGGGUGAUGAUGAUGUUCUUUUCUAAAAACAUUAAAAAUAACAAAAACCUUAUAAUAAAGACGUUCUUAGUCUUAUAUUAGCAACAACAACAAUAAUAACAUUAAUUGAAAAAGUUUGUUUUGUUUUUCUUAAAAAAUUUUUGUUUUUUUUCUUUUCUAUUUGUUUAUUUUUUUGAAAGUUUUUCUUAAAAGACACUUUAAAACAGUAUUUAUUUGAAAUUUUUUAAUAUUUUUAUCAAUUCGCUUUAUUUUUCCAAACAAAUUCCAUUAACUAAGUAAAAAAAAAUUAUUGUAAUAUAACUUUAUUUAAAAAAAUAAACGAAUAAACAACUGCUAUGUGUUAUAAAAAUAUA
Messenger RNA from Lucilia sericata (common green bottle fly), 1227 nucleotides. RefSeq names its product V-type proton ATPase subunit D 1 (gene Vha36-1). Lineage: Eukaryota; Metazoa; Arthropoda; Insecta; Diptera; Calliphoridae. The transcript has 4 exons. Gene Ontology annotation, molecular function: proton-transporting ATPase activity, rotational mechanism. Gene Ontology annotation, cellular component: proton-transporting V-type ATPase complex. The record is from RefSeq and is a predicted model, not a curated record. The coding region runs from base 160 to 900 and encodes 246 amino acids.